UCCAUGCGUUCGAACACGUCAAGCCAAAGUUAUCAGUUAACACGGCAACUCCUUUUUUUUAAACAUUUUAAUAUUCGUAAUAUUCGAUUAUUUUUAUGGCGUGUUCGGGCUUGCACGUGGGGCCAGGUUGGAGCCACGUGGCAAGUAGCACGUGCUAUCACGAGUCCGAGCUCACCGGAAAUAAAAGCACCAUGUCCACAAUGUCUGAGACCAUGGAACUCUUCCGGCGAGCAGACGCCGUCUGCUUCGACGUGGACAGCACCGUCAUCAAAGAAGAAGGCAUCGACGAACUGGCCAAGUUCUGCGGCGUGGGGGACGCCGUCACCGAAAUGACCCGCAAAGCCAUGGGAGGCUCCGUGUCCUUUCAAAGGGCCCUGAGCGAGCGCCUGGCCAUCAUCAGAAGUUCCAGAGAACAAGUCAACAAGCUCAUCACAGACCACCCGCCACAGCUGACCCCCGGUAUCAGGGAGCUGGUGGACCGCCUGCAUCAGCGCAACAUCAAGGUGUUCCUCAUCUCAGGUGGCUUCCGCUGCAUCGUGGAACACGUGGCCGCCCAGCUCAACAUUCCUCUGGACCACGUCUACGCCAACCGCCUCAAGUUCUACUUCAACGGCGAGUACGCCGGAUUCGACGAGAGCCAACCGACCGCCGAGAGCGGUGGCAAAGGCAAAGUAAUCAGCCUGUUGAAAGAGAAGCACGGCUUCAAGACGGUGGUGAUGAUCGGCGACGGGGCCACGGAUCUCGAGGCCUGCCCCCCCGCUAGCGCCUUCAUCGGCUUCGGCGGCAACGUGGUGCGACCCCAGGUUAAAGAGAUGAGCAUGUGGUAUGUCACAAGCUUCGGAGAGCUUCUGAAAGAACUGGAAAAGAUUUAAAGAGCCUUGUAAGUGUUGUUGUUUUUUUUUACUAAUUGACUCGUUAUUUGCACCUGAGGGUGUCUCUGAUGGUUUUAUCCAUUGUGCACACUCCCGUUUUUUAAUAGAGCGUAACAAUAGAAGCUACUAAAAACCGCGUGAAGGUUUAGAAGAUUCUUUUAGUGUCAACUGCACUUUUCCUUCUCCGUCAAAGACUGUGUGGGGAGGAAAAAAAAAAAAGAUGUAUGAGUUGAAGUCGGUCGUUACGACCAUGAGCAAUAAACAGUUUUAACUGUUA
Molecule: messenger RNA, 1149 nt
Organism: Entelurus aequoreus (snake pipefish)
Lineage: Eukaryota; Metazoa; Chordata; Actinopteri; Syngnathiformes; Syngnathidae
Product: phosphoserine phosphatase-like
Exons: 6
Coding region: 96-872 (258 amino acids)
Biological process (GO): L-serine biosynthetic process; dephosphorylation
Cellular component (GO): cytoplasm
Molecular function (GO): L-phosphoserine phosphatase activity; magnesium ion binding
Source: RefSeq, a predicted model, not a curated record